This is a messenger RNA of Vairimorpha ceranae, 687 nucleotides long. Its product is annotated as rna-binding protein. Gene Ontology annotation, cellular component: ribonucleoprotein complex. Gene Ontology annotation, molecular function: RNA binding. Lineage: Eukaryota; Fungi; Microsporidia; Nosematidae. The transcript has a single exon. The record is from RefSeq and is a predicted model, not a curated record. Bases 1 to 687 code for a protein of 228 amino acids.
AUGCCAAAAAUAAUUGUAAGUAAUCUACCACCUAAUUUUACAGUAGAAGACACAAGAACGAUAUACGAAAAAUAUGGAUUGAUACUAAACAUCACAAAAUCAGAAAAAAAUUAUUUUAUUACAUACAAGAACAGAAAUGAAUGCGCUACUGCUAUAAAUAGUACUAAUGGUAAGGUUUACAAUAAUUGUAAGCCUCUUAUUGUAGAUUAUGCUUACGACAGAGACUCUAAAGUAUUUAUUUUUAAUUUACCACUAGACAGUGAUUUAGUAGAUGUUACAUCUUAUUUUAGUUAUUACGGCAAAAUAGAACACAGUAAAUUUAUUAAGAAUGUGUUAUUUAUUGUAUUUGAAAAUAAAAAGGAUGCUAUAAAACUUUUAGAUCUUAAUAAUAAAAUACAUUAUAAGGAUAAAUUACUUAAUAUACGCAAUACAUUAAAAUCAGAGUGUAUGUACGAUGACUCUAAAUGUGUUUUUGUGUACAACGUACCAGAAGAUCUCACUGAAAUGGAUUUUUUAAGAUUUUUUAGUAAAUAUGGAUGUAUUUUGUCGAGUGGUAUAAAAAAUAAUAAAGGAUUUAUAAAUUAUGAGAGAGAGAUAGGAGCAUAUAAAGCGGUAAAAUAUGGUGAUGGAUUAAAAAUAAAAAACAAGAAAAUAAGAGUUACACUUAAAGGGGAAAAGCGUAAGUGA